Harpia harpyja (harpy eagle) is the source of this 1366-nucleotide messenger RNA. RefSeq names its product LRAT domain containing 1 (gene LRATD1). The record is from RefSeq and is a predicted model, not a curated record. The transcript is spliced from 2 exons. The coding region runs from base 176 to 1030 and encodes 284 amino acids. Lineage: Eukaryota; Metazoa; Chordata; Aves; Accipitriformes; Accipitridae.
CAGAGCGGAGCGGAGCGGCGCGGGCGGAGGAGCCGGGCGCUCGGCGGGGAGGACGGAGCUCACCUCCUCUGCAGCGCCCAUGGGGACAGGACGACUUUGAAGGAGUUUGGGGGGGGUUCUGGCGCUGGGCGACCACGGAUCCGGCGAUUCCUGCCCUCGCCUCGCCCUGUCAUUGAUGGGAAAUCAACUGGAUCGCAUCACCCACCUGAAUUACAGCGAGCUGCCGACCGGGGACCCCUCGGGGAUCGAGAAAGACGAGCUGCGCGUCGGGGUGGCUUACUUCUUUUCGGAUGAGGAGGAGGACCUGGACGAGCGAGGCCAGCCAGACAAGUACAGCGUGAAGGGCUCCGGCAGCCCUGGCCAGGAGACGCCCACCCACCACCUCCACCACCAGCUGGUGCUGAACGAGACCCAGUUCUCCGCUUUCCGCGGCCAGGAAUGCAUCUUCUCCAAGGUCAGCAGCGGCCCCCAGGCCGGGGACCUCAGCGUCUACUCGGUGUCGGCCCUGCCUGCCCUCUGCAAGCCGGGGGACCUGCUGGAGCUGCUCUACCUGGGGCCCUCGGAGCACCCGCCGCCGCACUGGGCGGUGUACGUGGGCAGCGGGCAGAUCAUCCACCUGCACCAGGGGCAGAUCCGCCAGGACAGCUUGUACGAGGCGGCCGCGGGCAACGUGGGCCGGGUGGUGAAUAGCUGGUACCGCUUUCGCCCGCUGGUGGCCGAGCUGGUGGUGCAAAACGCCUGCGGGCACCUGGGCUUAAAAAGCGACGAGAUCUGCUGGACGAACUCCGAGAGCUUCGCCGCCUGGUGCCGCUUCGGGAAAAGGGAGUUCAAAGCCGGGGGGGAGCUGCAGGCUGCUGCCGGCACCCAGCACCAGCAGCAAUACUAUCUCAAGAUCCACUUGGCCGAGAACAAGGUGCACACGGUGAGGUUCCACAGCCUGGAGGAUCUAAUACGCGAGAAGCGCAGGAUCGAUGCCAGCGGCAAACUGAGGGUGAUCAAAGACCUGGCUAUAGUGGAUGGGAAGGAAUAGGGAGUAGCGGGGGUGCGUGGCUACCUUCUGCCCUGCCCUGCCCUGCCCUGCCCGGGGAGACCAGCCUGCCACAGAGACGGCAGGCUGCACCUUCUUUCCGUGGGACGCGACUGGAAGCGGGAUCCAUGGCAACAUUCCAAAAAACCAGCAUUCUUUACACCCAUAGCCAGUAUUUUGUUUGGCUUUCAAGAGCAUUAACGCUGAAAGAGCGAGAGAGAGAGGAAGAAAAGAGGGGGGAGGUGCAGGAAGGCUGUUCUCGGAGCGUGUGGACAAAGUCUCUCCUGUCGAUCGAUGUUGACCAUUCUAGCAACACGCCAAUAAAAUUUCAAAUUGAAA